Messenger RNA from Prorocentrum cordatum, 1135 nucleotides. NCBI's taxonomy places the organism in Eukaryota, Dinophyceae, Prorocentrales, Prorocentraceae. The record is from the annotation of a GenBank genome assembly.
GAGGCGCCCAAGACGGCCAGAAGAAGGCCCCAAGAGGGCUUCAAUACUGCCUCAUUAGCGGGUUUGGCUCAAGUCAUUAGGGCUCAGACCUACGGUAUCCCCGUCCAAAAGUGUUUCUUCAUGGCUGCGGCGGCGAACCAGGCAGUGACAAGCAUGUGCGGAAAGGAAUUCCAACCUCCAGCUCGGGUGGGCAUCGACACGGGUUUGAUGGGCGCUGAUCCCGAGAUCCACGCCAUCAACGGGGCAGAGCUGGUGGAUGAGAAGGAGGAGGCGGAGGACCAAGGCUCGGGUACGUCAGAGGAGGUGCAGGACCAAGGCCGACACCGCAUGGCACGCGGCCGAGAGCGGCAGGACCGUACCCCUUCCCCGAUGGCAAGGGUCCGCGUCGACGGCACCUCCGACAUGAUGCUGGCAGAGCUCAGCGACGUCGGCUGGGAAACCCGGGCCAUGCGCCAGCGGCAGGCGCAGAUUACCAUCCGCGUCCGGAGGCUGGUGCGCGCCGAGCAGAACCGCACCGUCACCAUGCUGGAGCGCCGCCUCUGCGGGCUGGUUUUCAAGAACCUCUGCAGACAGCCCUUCGCCAAUCUGCCCCUCGUGGGCGGGGAGUCCGCGGGGCGUAAGCGCACACGCGAGUAGGCGCAAUGCAGAGUCAAGCAGCGACGGCUGUAGCAGCGAGUUAGCGCACGUCCCGCAGGCAUGGGCUCUGUACAGGUCUGGUUUUCGCUUUGCGCGCGGGUGGCGCACGUGAAUCCUGCAGGCUGGUAACAUAUUAUUGGUGUAAUUCUAUGGUUCAAAGCCGCCGUCAAUUCAGCGGCAAACUUUGAUAGUCGUCGGCAGCGUCCUCCUCCUCCUCGUGCUCCAUUUCUCCCCCUUCACUCCGUUCACUGCCACCCACCUACGGUGUUUGAUUCAAUGCUCGGGGGCCCGCUUGCGGCAAGACCUACUCGCGAGAGUUCAGUCUCUGUCCGCUUUGCACGUCCUCAUCUGCAGGGUACAGCUCGACUCCCGCAGAACCCUGCACUGCACUGCACUGCUUUUUGUCCGCGACUUGGACCUCGAAGGGCAGUGAAGACUGGCAUGAUUCGGUUAAAAAUCGCGGGCUUCAAGACUGCCUCAGAGAGCCCCUCAGACCACC